UAAAUCUCGUAUGCAUCGAAACAAAUAUAAUGCCCCAACAGAAGUUAAUCCCGACCGUUUCAAAGUGCAACACGCGGCUCUUCCGCGCGGUGUCCAAGUGCACCCGCUUCCCCUCGUCGGCUCGGACCACGAGUUGAUGUUUAACGUAACAUGGAACCCACCGAGUGGUCCUCAAGUCCGUGAAUACUCGCUGGAGGUCCACAGUAUGACUGACACCGUGGAUUGUCGAUCGAACUUGUGCUACGAAUACAACAUUCCAGGGGAAUCGUUGUGGAGUGUGAUCCCGGCGUAUGCCAGUCCUGUGCCGGAAGGCUGUGCAGUGCGACCAGGUUGUGCUUAUCUAGUAAAGUUAAUUGCACAUCCAUGGGAUGGUCACACAGUUGCUAAUCUGUUUGUGGAGCUUGAUGAAUGUGUCGCCAGAGUUUGUUCCUGCGCCCACGCACCAAGACUACCAAUGCCAAAAGUAUCAGCAAAAACUCUAUCUAUACAAGGAGAGCUGUUUGUCAACGUCACGUGGGCUUUACAAAAACCGAGAGAACCGCGGAGACUACCACCGAAGUUGAAAAAAAGUUUUUAUUUUGUCAGUAUUGGGAAACAAAUGGUGUCCGAUAUACAUCCCGCGCCCUGGUUCGCCUACACGAUAUCGCGAAGAGUUGAUGCCGUUGGGUUCGUAGUUGAACCAGACGGGAGUCAAUGGCAGCUGCUACCAGUCACAGAACGCAGCAGCUCACGAAGCGAUAAGCGGGGCGAUCAGAACAUCUUACUUGACGUAAAGCUAUUAGCUCGAGUCAACUUAGUCGAUGAACGAGGAUGCAUCGGCCCACCAGGAAAUACUACUGCGUACGAUCCGGCAAAUGUCACAAGAUCUCCUAUAGGAGCAUUUGCAUUGUGGGCUGCAUUUGGAGGAGCCUGCGUGUUGGCGAUGGUUGCAGUACUAGCCUGCAGCGCAAGAGCGGUUAAGAGAGUGCUGAAUGCAUUCCGUCCCACUUCCGCAUCGACUCCUUUGCAACCUUUGGGUCAUCGACCUCUCUGGUUCCCGCUGGGCACAAACAGCGAAAUACCAUGUCGAGGUCAAAUGGAGGAAAGUCCGCUCUACGUUCACAAAGAAUUUGAGACAGGAGAUAGUGGCAUUGAUCACUUUGAAGUCAGUCGGUCUCGUGUACACCUUGGCGCACUGAUAGGCAGCGGUGCGUUUGGACGUGUACACGCUGCUCAACUAGACAUGGCGGGCGGAGAAACUAUUACAGUGGCUGCCAAAAUGUUAUCCGAUAAUGCUACGGAAGAGGAGAUGCAAGACUUCCUUCGAGAAAUAGCCAUGUUGAAACAUGUCGGUUCGCACAAACAUGUUAUCAGGCUAAUAGCGUGCUGCACGCGGCGGUCUCCACUAAUAGCUUUAUUAGAACAUGCUCCAAGAGGGGACUUACUCACUCUCCUUCGAGCGGCGAGAGGAAGACGGUACAUUGACGAACAAAAGACUAGUGAAUCAAUUUCUGAACGUGGCGCCAACGGUCGACCGUCUGAAGCUGACACGGAGUAUACCAACCUGAGCGAUUCCGAUCCUCCUAUUUGCGGUAAUUCGGAAGACAAACUGUAUAUUGAUGCUAAUCAGCCAAAGAGCAAGGAUCACUACGUGGCUGAACCAGCAUUACAGCUGGAUAGCGCAACGAUGCGCGAAUAUGCCUUACAAGUAGCACUAGGCAUGCAACAUUUAGAGGAACGGGGUAUAACGCACAGGGAUCUUGCUGCUCGGAAUAUUCUAGUCGACGGUGCUGGAGUUCUGAAGGUUGCGGACUUCGGCUUAUCCCGUUCAGGAGUGUACGUGCACACCCGAUCCCGACCUGUACCUUUAAGAUGGCUUGCUCCAGAGGCGAUAUAUAACUCAAAAUAUUGGAGUGCCAGCGAUGUUUGGGCUUUCGCUGUUCUGCUGUGGGAGAUUGCUACUCUAGGUGGCUUCCCCUAUGCUGAAUUAAGCAACCGAGAAGUUCCUCAAUUCUUGACAGAAGGAGGGCGACUUCCAAAGCCGGCGCGAGCUUCGCCCCGUCUUUACCAACUCAUGACAGAAUGUUGGUCCGAAAACGCCCAAGACAGACCAACAUUUUCCGAAAUCGUCGAAAAACUGACGGUCCAACAACAAUUGUACGUUGAUCUCGACUGUGUAUUCCCUCCAAUAGAGGACAACUUCACCACCCUUAGCGAUUACGAUUUCACAAAACAGAACGACUUACAUGUCGAUCGGUGAC
Messenger RNA from Vanessa atalanta (red admiral), 2240 nucleotides. RefSeq names its product fibroblast growth factor receptor 3-like. NCBI's taxonomy places the organism in Eukaryota, Metazoa, Arthropoda, Insecta, Lepidoptera, Nymphalidae. Gene Ontology annotation, molecular function: transmembrane receptor protein tyrosine kinase activity; ATP binding. The coding region runs from base 11 to 2239 and encodes 742 amino acids. The record is from RefSeq and is a predicted model, not a curated record. The transcript has 14 exons. Gene Ontology annotation, cellular component: signaling receptor complex. Gene Ontology annotation, biological process: cell surface receptor protein tyrosine kinase signaling pathway; positive regulation of kinase activity; multicellular organism development.